UGAGGGAGGAGAGGAAACGUGCGGGGGAGAAAACAAACGGAAUGCAGCCGUAGUCGAGGCUCCCUCUAUCUCUCCCACCACCAGUGUUUGUAAUUUUCUAAUCAGUGGUGUGCCUCCGUUAUUCCGUGUCUUCUGGAAAAGCAACAGUUUGUGGGAAUAACCGUCGGAGCGAACAAACACCGUUGAUAAGAAGACAGAAACAUGAGUGUCGAGGCGUACGGGCCGAGCUCGCAGACUCUAACGUUCCUCGACACCGAGGAAGCCGAGCUGCUGGGAGCGGACACCCAGGGCUCCGAGUACGACUUCACCGAUUUCACCCUGCCGAGCCAGACCCAGACCCAAGGCCAGACCCAGAGCCAACUGGAUAACCAGGUUAAUGGCCCUGACGGCGUGCUACAGAAUGGAGACGACCCUGUGGUAAAAGCCAGUCAGCUGCUUGCAGAGUUGAACUUUGAGGAGGAUGAGGAGGACACCUAUUACACCAAGGAUCUCCCGAUACAUGCCUGCAGUUAUUGUGGUAUUCAUGAUCCAGCCUGUGUGGUCUACUGCAACACGAGCAAGAAGUGGUUUUGCAAUGGCCGUGGAAACACAUCCGGCAGCCACAUUGUAAACCACCUGGUGAGAGCAAAGUCCAAGGAGGUGACCCUGCAUAAAGAUGGCCCCCUGGGGGAAACAGUGCUGGAGUGCUACAACUGUGGCUGUCGCAAUGUCUUCCUCCUAGGCUUCAUCCCUGCUAAAGCUGACUCAGUAGUGGUGUUACUGUGCAGGCAGCCAUGUGCCAGCCAGAGCAGCCUGAAGGACAUCAACUGGGACAGCUCACAGUGGCAGCCUCUCAUCCAGGAUCGCUGCUUCCUGUCCUGGCUGGUGAAAAUCCCGUCAGAGCAGGAGCAGCUGAGGGCUCGUCAGAUCACCGCCCAGCAGAUCAACAAGCUGGAGGAGCUCUGGAAGGAGAAUCCCACUGCGACCCUGGAGGACCUGGAGAAGCCUGGUGUGGAUGAGGAGCCCCAACAUGUGCUGCUCCGCUAUGAGGAUGCCUACCAGUACCAGAACAUCUUUGGUCCUCUGGUGAAACUGGAGGCUGACUACGAUAAGAAACUCAAAGAGUCUCAGACUCAAGACAAUAUCACAGUCAGAUGGGACUUGGGCUUGAAUAAAAAGAGGAUUGCUUAUUUCACUCUUCCCAAGACAGACUCAGACAUGCGUCUCAUGCAGGGAGAUGAAAUUUGCCUGCGGUACAAAGGAGACCUGGCCCCUCCAUGGAAAGGCAUUGGACAUGUCAUCAAAGUCCCUGAUAACUAUGGUGAUGAGAUUGCCAUAGAGCUGAGGAGCAGCGCCGGAGCUCCUGUGGAGAUCCCACACAACUUUCAGGUCGACUUUGUGUGGAAGUCCACUUCCUUUGACAGGAUGCAGAGUGCCCUGAAGACGUUUGCCGUGGACGAGACCUCAGUGUCUGGUUACAUCUACCAUAAACUGCUGGGACAUGAGGUAGAGGAUGUGGUCAUCAAGUGUCAGCUGCCCAAACGCUUCACCGCUCAAGGCCUGCCUGACCUUAACCACUCGCAGGUGUAUGCUGUGAAGACGGUGCUGCAGCGUCCCCUCAGUCUGAUCCAGGGUCCUCCGGGCACAGGGAAGACAGUAACGUCUGCGACCAUUGUCUACCACCUGGCUAGACAGGGCAACGGGCCAGUGCUGGUGUGCGCACCCAGCAACAUCGCCGUCGACCAGCUGACAGAGAAGAUCCACCAGACAGGCCUCAAGGUGGUGAGGCUGUGCGCCAAGAGCAGGGAGGCCAUAGACUCACCUGUGUCCUUCCUGGCUCUGCACAACCAGACUCGUAACAUGGACAGUAUGCCAGAACUUCAGAAGCUUCAGCAGCUGAAGGACGAGACUGGAGAGCUGUCCUCCUCAGAUGAGAAGCGCUACAGAGCUCUGAGACGCACCGCUGAGAGGGAGCUGCUUAUGAAUGCUGACGUGAUCUGCUGUACCUGUGUCGGGGCGGGUGAUCCUCGUCUGGCCAAGAUGCAGUUCCGCUCAAUCCUGAUUGAUGAGAGCACCCAGGCCACCGAACCAGAGUGCAUGGUGCCUGUCGUCCUGGGGGCCAAACAGUUGAUUCUGGUGGGUGAUCACUGCCAGCUGGGCCCUGUGGUGAUGUGUAAGAAGGCAGCUAAAGCAGGCCUGUCCCAGUCUCUGUUUGAGCGUCUGGUAGUUUUGGGGAUCCGGCCAAUCCGUCUGCAGGUUCAGUACCGUAUGCACCCGGCUCUCAGCGCCUUCCCCUCCAACAUCUUCUAUGAGGGCUCUCUGCAGAACGGAGUCACUGCAGCGGACCGCGUGAAGAAAGGUUUUGACUUCCAGUGGCCACAGCCUGACAAGCCGAUGUUCUUUUACGUCACCCAGGGCCAAGAGGAAAUAGCGAGCUCUGGGACAUCCUAUCUCAACAGGACUGAAGCAGCCAAUGUGGAGAAAAUAACCACAAGGUUGCUAAAGGCCGGAGCGAAACCUGAUCAGAUUGGCAUCAUUACGCCCUACGAGGGACAGAGGUCCUACCUGGUCCAGUACAUGCAGUUCAGCGGCUCCCUCCACACCAAACUCUACCAGGAGGUUGAAAUAGCCAGUGUGGACGCCUUUCAAGGCAGAGAGAAGGACUUCAUCAUCCUGUCCUGUGUGAGGGCCAAUGAGCACCAGGGAAUCGGCUUCCUCAAUGAUCCCAGACGUCUCAAUGUGGCACUCACGAGGGCCAGGUAUGGUGUGAUAAUUGUGGGAAACCCUAAGGCCCUGUCCAAGCAGCCUCUGUGGAACCACCUGUUGAACUACUACAAGGAGCAGAAGGUCCUGGUUGAAGGCCCCCUGAACAACCUGAGAGAGAGCCUCAUGCAAUUCAGCAAGCCACGCAAGCUUGUCAACACCAUCAACCCUGGGGGUCGAUUCAUGAGCACAGCCAUGUAUGAUGCCAGGGAGGCUCUCAUUCCUGGAUCUGUUUAUGACCGCAGCAGCAACGGCCGUUCAUCCAAUAUGUAUUUCCAAACCCAUGAUCAGAUCGGUAUGAUUGGCACAGGCCCCAGUCCCAUGACUUCCCUGAACAUCCCCAUCCCCUUCAACCUCGUGAUGCCCCCCAUACCUCCACCUGGGUACAUGGGACAGGUCAAUGGACCCUCAGCAGGUCGUGGUGGAGGCAUGAAAGGCAAGGCAGGCAGUGGAGGAGGCGGCGGGACUCGAGGUGGGCGUCAAAGAAACCGCGGCAACAUGGGGAACCACAGCGGAGGAGACCGGCAUGGAGGCCACAUGAGUGGCAGCCAGGCCAGCCAGGACCUGGGCUCCCAGCCCUUCUCACAGGGGCCUCUGACGCAGGGCUACAUCAACAUGAGCCAGCCGUCUCAGAUGAGCCAGCCCGGGCUCUCCCAGCCUGAACUCUCACAGGACAGUUACCUAGGAGACGAGUUCAAGUCCCAGAUUGAUGUGGCUUUGUCCCAGGACUCCACCUACCAGGGGGAGCGGGCCUACCAGCACGGUGUGACUGGACUGUCCCAGUACUAGACUGUUGUUGGAAAGGAGCUAGGCCUGUGUGAAGCUUAGUUCAAUGGUAUUUUAAUCUGGGUAAUAACAAAAAAGAACAAACAUGGAUACCCGUUUUCCACUGCUACAACCGAAGCACCACUGUGUGAAAGUAACAGGAGAGAGACCGUGAGAAACCAACCAAUCACAAGAGUGAGAGCAAAAAUGGGAGUAGAGCUGGACAGGAAGAGAGCAAGAGACGAGACGAGCGGGAGGCUGGUGGAGGAGAGAAGGCACUGCUGCUCACACGCGAAGACGUGGCGUAGGAGAAAGCUGUCGUUGUCGGAGCAGCGCAGUUGGAGAGGCGAGACCUUCGACGGGUCGAGGAGGGAGAAAGGUCCGAACGAGUCUGGAAGGGGUGGGGCGACUAUGUCAUCUUGUCCCCCGCGUGCCCCUGAACCCUCGGGGAGCUCCAGGCAGUAUGGUUGGGAAUCUUGCUCCAAAAGCUGAGAAAGAUGGAGAAAAGGUGUCUCACACAUAUGUCCUCCAAGCUAACUCAACAGGACGUCUUCUGUGACUUGGAGAGAGAGAGAAAGAGAGAAAACAAAAGGGGACACAACUCUUGAAGCAGUUGAUAUGGCAACUUUUUUAAACUCAAAGCUUGAUUUGAGGCUCUGCAUCUGAUCACAUCUAAGCAUCCAGGAGAGAAGAGCGUGAAAAAAACUGUUUGGCUAUUCAAGUGAACUCAAAAGUGCUUGUGGUGUUGUGCCUCAAAGAGCUCAAAUGAAAUUUGAGCAUUACAUAGCCACGGAUCACUCGCUUUUCUUUCUCAGCUUUGAGUUGGAAAGUUUUCUGAAUAAAGGCUGUUUUCAUUGAGGUUUUUCAGUGAUGUAAGCUAGUGUAGUCGGCCGUCUUUCUAGGCAGGUCUUUCUCGAGGUGCUCUGCAAAGAACAAGUGGUGGAAUUAGCUCUUAAAAAUAUAAAAGAAAAACAUCUUUGUCUCCAGAUCUGAAGAGGUGGGCGCCAGACAUCUGAGUAUAGGGAGACAAUUUUGUUUUUGUUCUUCUAAAUGUAUCUUCUUAGUAGUGCAAAAGAGUGAACAUGAACACCAUAGCCAGCUUAUAACUGAAUGAAGCUGUCAUUCUUUCCUGCUGACCCUGAAGCCACUGAAGCUAGCAGACGGGGAUCAUCUUGAGCAUAUAUAGCGAAAUGCAUCAAAUAAGCCAAAUCAAGAGGGCGGUAAACCCCAAAGACCCUUCUCAAAAAGUAAAUGCAAAGUUAAAAAACAUGCAUACACCGAGAUUAUUUAGUGAUUAUCACAGUAGAGUGAAGUUUGAAAUCACUUGUAUAAAAGAAGUAUUCAGUUUUGACAUGAAUACACCGCACAAAGGAUGAUGAAAACUUUUAGAGCCCUAUCUUAUAAAUGUGUAGAAGGUGAACUUGAUCAUAGAUUUUCACCAUGUCAGACUGUGGUGAAAGCAUUUUAGAAAUCCCAUGUGCAUAUUUGCACGCUGAAAUUAGGCAUGAAGACCUUUAAAUUAUUAUGACAGAAUGACCCCAGUGUAACGUUUCCUUCCCCUUGUUUCUUUAUUUUGGUCUUUUGUUGUCCUAAAGUCUUUAACUUAAGUGUGAAACUGUCACAAAUAGUAGCUCAUUGUGUCAAGAGCAGAGCAACUUUAAUGAGUAUUAGUGAAAUUUGUGUCUUAGUUUCAAAGCUCUGCAUGUGUUAGUUCUCAGUUCACAUGCAUUAGUGAUGUUCACAUGCAGCUUGUUUUUAUCAGUGUCUAGUUUUCUUAUUAGGUGUACUAAUUCUGCUGUCAUUUUCAUGUCAUGGAAACACAUAACGCUGGAAAAAAAAGUCAAACCAGUAGCAGGCCACGUUACCUCUGACUUAAAGCUGGGUGGAAUAUGUCUAAUAUCCCGUCAUGUAUGCUUUUUGGAGCCGUCAGUGGCUAGUGUUGUCACAAUACUGGAAUUUCUAACUUUGAUAUGACACCUUGAAGUCAGUACCACAGAGAAAAAUUGACAUUGAGGGCAUAAAAUACAUUUUUAAGUUAAAAGAUAGAUAAAACAUGAUGACAGCAACGUUUCCUGGUUAGUAGCAGAGAACGGCAGAGUGACUAUAAACAGUAACAGCUGCAAUACUGCGGAAAAUGAGCAUUGAAACCGCUUCAGAUAUUCAGAAUCUUCUUAUCGAUAAAUCGAUAACUUUGACAACACUACUUGUGGCACAUUGCACUUGCUGAAAAGUGCUCAGAGGAGAAGGACUUAAAUAUGUUUCUGUCACUAACGAGCUAUUUUACAUGUUCAUACUACCACAAUAAUGACUUAGCAUAACCAAUCCAGGUGAGCCAACUGCAGCUGUGCAGGACAUAAAAUAAUUUCUGUAUGAAUCACCUGUAGAUAAGUGUCCGUUUGCUCCCUAAAAUGUACGUGACACCCAACCAUUACUAGCUACAUGCACCUGUUCAUCGAUGUAUUCAAAGACUGUCAUGCAUUUCUUUAAAUUUAAAUUCCCAGUAAAUGACCACCCCAUGACUUCCCAACACAUUUACACUAGUCUGUGCAUGUCCUGUGACUAGAAGGUAACUUUUUGAGUUGUUUUCGUCUUCUAUACUUUUGCAGUGAAAAUCUUUGUUUGGCUUAUUGCUGUUUAGAACUGAAAAUGAAGUUUUGUGUUGGCACCAUUUUGUUUUUCUGCCCACUGAUCGAUGUUAGUAGUUGACUAAAACUAUGCUCACUAAGAUUCUCCUGUUGAUGAUCUUGGAAAAUUAAAGUUUUGCUUCUUUUUUUG
Epinephelus moara (kelp grouper) is the source of this 6282-nucleotide messenger RNA. Its product is annotated as regulator of nonsense transcripts 1. Gene Ontology annotation, molecular function: DNA binding; RNA binding; RNA helicase activity. The transcript is spliced from 24 exons. Gene Ontology annotation, biological process: nuclear-transcribed mRNA catabolic process, nonsense-mediated decay. Bases 202 to 3531 code for a protein of 1109 amino acids. NCBI's taxonomy places the organism in Eukaryota, Metazoa, Chordata, Actinopteri, Perciformes, Serranidae. The record is from RefSeq and is a predicted model, not a curated record. Gene Ontology annotation, cellular component: cytoplasm.